AUGGAAGCAGCUUUGGGACUGCUCAGGAGAAUGCCGCCGAAGCAAUCGGAAACGGCUCUCUCUGCUCUUCUCAGCCUUUUGCCUCAACAUUCUUCCGAUCUCCUCUCUCAAGUCGAUCUCCCUCUCCAGGUGUUACGUGACGGUGAGAGUAGGAAAGAUUUCAUCUUGUGCGAGUACAAUAGAGAUGCAGAUUCGUACAGGUCUCCGUGGUCGAAUAAGUACCAUCCUUCGCUAGAGGAUGCUCUUUACCCGUCGUCAGAGUUAAGAAAGCUUGAAGUUGAAGCCAAUGAUAUCUUUGCAAUCUACCGUGACCAGUAUUAUGAAGGUGGAAUAUCUUCGGUCUACAUGUGGGAGGAUGAUAAUGAAGGCUUUGUGGCAUGUUUCCUCAUCAAGAAAGAUGGGUCAAAGUCAGGUCAUGGUAGGAGGGGAUGCCUGGAAGAAGGAGCUUGGGAUGCCAUACAUGUUAUACAGGUUGGUCCAGAGGAAGAGGAAAUGGCACAGUAUUGCUUAACAAGCACCAUCAUGCUCUCUCUAACCACUGAUGAUGAGUCCUCAGGCAAAUUCGGCUUAUCCGGAUCAAUCAGAAGACAAAUGAAAAUGGAGCUGGCAGUAGCAGAGGGACAUCUGUGCAAUAUGGGGAGAAUGAUUGAAGAAUUGGAAGGCAAACUUAGGAACUCACUUGAUCAGGUUUACUUUGGGAAGACGAGAGAAAUGGUUUGCACAUUACGUCCACCAGCUGAGAUUGUACAGAUGAGAUUACCAGACACCUGA
Messenger RNA from Microthlaspi erraticum, 771 nucleotides. Lineage: Eukaryota; Viridiplantae; Streptophyta; Magnoliopsida; Brassicales; Brassicaceae. The record is from the annotation of a GenBank genome assembly.